AGUACUUCGCCACAACAGGCUUCCAGUGUCUCCAAAGGAGCAGGUUGAAUCCGUGAGCACCGACAGCAAAUUCCAAGGCUCGUCUUCUUCGGGUAGGAUAGGCGGUUUCGUCUUUCUAGCGACGGCGUUAGGACGCAGCUGCUACGCGCUGUCGUAGCACGCCGUUUUCGUGUCAGCCACGAAACCAAGGUUCGCUCGCAGGAACAACAAGAACAACAACAGCAUCAGUUCCCUCUCGUGUCAUGACCGCGGCUCUCGCUGCCGCCGCAAAGGCAGCGAUCCGGCCGCGCGCGCAGCGGCGGCAGGUGAUUCAGCUGACGGACGCCGCGGCGGAUCGGAUUCGCGAUCUGCUGACGAGGCGGAACAAGGAGUACCUGAAGCUCGGCGUGAAGUCGCGCGGCUGCAGCGGGAUGAGCUAUACUCUUACCUACGCGGACGCUCUCUUCCCCCUCUCUUAACGACGUUUCCCUCGCCUCCCUCAUGACACAUCGAGGACUACGCUCAAGAGAACCCCCAAGUCUCUGCUCCGUUUUUUACCUUAUUGCUCUCAGUUACCUCAAUUCGCCGUGUGUCCGCUCCCAUCGUCUCAUUCUGCUGUCCCCCGGUGCAUUGUGC
This is a messenger RNA of Closterium sp. NIES-67, 615 nucleotides long. The record is from the annotation of a GenBank genome assembly. Lineage: Eukaryota; Viridiplantae; Streptophyta; Zygnematophyceae; Desmidiales; Closteriaceae.